UCAGUUGGCAGAUUGAACAGCGAAGAACUGCUCCCCUCUCAGCUCACCAGAUGAUCAGAAGUCUCUGGGCUUAUCGCUCUGGAUUUGUCUCCAAGGGAAUUUGCUAGUCGGAACUUAUGAGACACUUGAUUCGUGGAUUCCCGGACCGUAAAGACUUCUUCGGACGCAGGCACUCUGCUGGACAGAUAGUCCUGGCACAUUCACUCCAACAGAGAUGAGUAAGCAGCAGGAAACCUAUGCAGAAUUGAACCGGGAAAGGCUCCGUCGGCCACUGCAGGAAAGAAGAUCAAAGGGCUCAGAGAGCAAAAAAUCAGCGAGGGAACAGUCAGUGACCUACUCGGAGUUGACACUGCGUAAUCGACCUCAGCCAUGCGACGCAUCUGAGAGUGCCCAGAACAAAGUAGAUUCAUCGACCACAAAAUGGCGACAUAUUGCAGUGACCCUGGGGAUCUGCUCUCUUGUACUUCUGGUCACGACAGGCUUCUUGGCUGCUCAGAUUAACUGGAAACACAGAGGUUCAUCACAUGCUUCUCUGAACAUCACAGACUGGACAAGCCCAAAUCCUGGAGGCCAGAAAGGAUGCAACCGUGGCCUUUGUCCAGAUGCCUGGGUUGGGUUCAGAAACAGCUGUUACCACUUCUGGAAUGAUGAAAAGAGCUGGGAAGAUGGCAGGAGAACCUGCACAGCUCUGAACGCCAGCCUGCUGCAGAUAGACGACCAGGAAGAGCGGGAUUUCCUGGCAUUGUUUACCCUCUACGGAUGGAUCGGACUGUCUCGUGAUGGAGCUGGAGGAUCCUGGCAGUGGAGGGAUGGCACAGCUCUCUCCAGUGACCUGCUCACAUUAACAAAGACAGAGCCAGAUGGUGACUGUGCUGUUUAUGGAGUGAAAAACAUUAUCUACAAUCGAAACUGUAUGAAGGCAACAAGUUUUAUCUGUGAGCAGCAGAUUCCCUAGUUGCUGUCUGUGAAAGGCCCGAACAUUGGAAUUUAUUCCAAUCCCAGCGAAGGGGCCUCCCUAAAGAGAAUUUUGCUAGAAUCCUGAGGAAGCUCAACUGCCCCGCCUCACUGAUUUUAGGGAUAUAGUUUUGACCCAAUUGUUUUUAAAAGUCCAAACGGCCCUGAAUGGAAUUGAACUUUUUGGACUUUGGACUUUUUAUUGUCCCGUGUCCUCAUGUGAUAUUUCCAAUGACCCCCAUUAGAAAUCUAAUUCAGGAAGAGCACCUGUACUGAAGUAAUGAGCUCGCUGUCACACAGUGAACUUCUCUUUGCCUGCAACAGUUCAACUUUAGGCCCCAUUUUGUCCCUUCAUAAAGAAUGACUGUAAGAGAAAAUUGAAGUGUGAACAAAAAUAACUUUGAACCCAUCAUUUCCUCUAGACUGUAAAGUCAAUAUGGGCAGGGAAAGUGCCCACCACCUCUGUUAUAUUGUACUUUCCCAAGUGCUUAGUACAGUGCUCUGCACGUGGUAAGGACUCAGUAAAUACGAUUAGUUAAUGAUUGAUUGAUUAAUUGAUUU
Molecule: messenger RNA, 1515 nt
Organism: Ornithorhynchus anatinus (platypus)
Lineage: Eukaryota; Metazoa; Chordata; Mammalia; Monotremata; Ornithorhynchidae
Product: natural killer cells antigen CD94-like
Exons: 7
Coding region: 215-955 (246 amino acids)
Source: RefSeq, a predicted model, not a curated record